GACUGGUUCAUUGAGGUGAAAAUUUAACUGUGUUCAGGUGUUAUUUUGGUGAAGGUAUCCAUUCAAUCGUUCCUACUUCUGUGUUUUGUGCGACAACUAACUGUCUGUGGCUAGGGGGCGUGUCGAACAUGUGCAUUGUGAGUGUUUGCCUUUGAAAGGGGUCGAGGUUAUCCGUGAGUGAAUAGAUAACAUGUAAUGCUCCAAGUCGUGGCGGUGCAGAUAUGUGGGUUGUGUUUGCCACGCCUGAUCAUCAUGACAGGAAUAUGGCGACCGCCGGGCUAGAGAAGAAAGUAAAGGAUCAUUUCCUGACUUGCUCCAUCUGCUUCGAGAUAUACACAGACCCGUGUACACUGAGGUGUGAUCACACAUUCUGCAGGAAAUGUGUCACCUCAUACAUCCAAACCAGACCUGAUGCUGUACAGUCCAAGACCAUCCCCUGUCCCUGCUGUCGACAAGAUACCAAGGUCCCCAAUCCCAGCAGGCCGGUGGAGGAGUGGGCGAGGCAGAUCAAAGCCAGCAUCAUCAUAAAGGGGCUGAUUGACACCUAUAGGUCCGAGGUAGCUGUGCAAGGGACCUCGAGCACCUGUUGUACGAUCUGUCAGCAACUAGGGGAAACAACUCAGGGGGCCUUGUGGUGUGCUGAGUGUGAAGUGGUCCUCUGUGACAAAUGUGUGAAGAUACACCGGGUGACCCCUACUUUAUUGAACCAUGACCUGUGUGACCUGUCAUCUAGGUCAAAGGUCAAACGGAGGAUCAAGUGUACGGAACACAAGAGUAACCGUGUUGAGUUCCACUGUCAAGACUGUGGGAAGGCUGCCUGUCAGACAUGUUGUAUCAUCUACCACAGAGCUUGUAAGACUGUCGUCACCAUUGAGUCUAUGAAGCCAGGGAUGAAGGCAGCACUGAUGGAGAAGAGACUUGGCAUGGAGAAGAGACUGAAAGUUAGGUCGAAGAAAGUAGACAUACGAAACGAGAAACUCCAAAGUAAUUCUAGAAUCACAGAGUCAGCUGUUCAAAAUAUUAGGUUGAUCUGCCAGACAGCCAUUAACAAGAUUAAACAGAAAGAAACACAACUCUUGGAUGAACUGAAUACCAUAUCACAGACAUACGCCGACCAACUCCGAGCUGAUGUGAAUCUGGAAGAGAUCGAGAUGCAGAUGUACAGACAACAUUGUGAGUUCAUUGACCAUGCCUUGGUAUCGGACUGUGAGAUGGACCUGUAUGACGCGUAUCAGGCCUGGGAGUCUGCAAGCUGUAAAGAUGGAGGAUGUCAGGGAUACAGAGGCAGCAGCCACCGGAGAAUAGAUCACAUCGGGUUUACACCUGACACUGACAACGUCCUGAAGGUCCUCGAUAACCUGCAGUUUGGGGACAUCAACGUCACAUACCAGGACAGUUGUCUGUCAACUCUUGUCCUUGUUGACACGAGAGAUGGGAGGGUGGUGGAUGAUGACAUGCCUGAUCUAUGUGAUAUGAUAGUCCUGGUUGUAGAUGGUGUACAAACAUGUGUUGUUACGGACAUCAAUAACAUGUGCGUGAAAUUUUUUUUCAUAAGAAAUAAUCUUUCAAGGCAUAGUAAGCUUCCCCUGGAUAACUCUCCAAAUGGGAUAACACAGUUGAAUGAGAAGCAGGUGAUGGUUGCUGUCCCAGACUCCCUUCAGAUUGUAACAAUAGAAGUGACCCCUGACCUGGUGCUGCUCUCUACUAUCACAACACGUACGGGUUACUGCAGUCUGGCUGUUCUGAAUCCUUCAUCUCUAGCAGCAGGUGCUUGUGAAUGUGUUGAUAUCCUGGACAUGGCUGGACACGUGUUGAGGUCAGUCACUACAUACAAUGAUGACUCACUGUUUACCUACCCCGACUACAUGUGUGUCAACAACAAGGGCAACAUACUCGUGUCUGACUGGGGGAAGAAGUCUGUGACAUGUCUGACGUCAGAGGGGGAUGUUUUAUGGAGAUACAACCCUAUCGGAGACAAGGCACUCAGCUACCCUCGUGGUAUCACAACAACCACGACAGGAGGCAUCUUGCUUCUACAGAGGGGCAAGGUGAUACAGCUGACAGAGUCGGGAGAGUUUGUAAGGGAACUGCGCACGUUAGAAGAUGGCUUUGAGACAAGCAUGCCCGGUAUAUUUUGUGAUAAAUACGGUUUCUUAUUUCUAUGCACAGUCAAGAAAGUGAAAGAGUACGUGUUUGUCUGACAAAAAUCAAAAGAAUGAAAGUCAGUGCAGAGCUGUGGUUUAUGACAUUCUGUGCAUGGUGUUCGUCUGGAAUUGCUUGUGUCUUCACCAAAACGUAUGGGCACAGCUUUGUCAGUGAAUUGCAGACAUGCAAUAUUCCAAUAGGUCGUUUCCAGCAUGAAGUGAAAUAGUCCACCAGGUGAAAGAUCACCAGCUGUUGUGGAGAUUCCUGGGAUGACCUGAGCUACACAACGACUACUUGAUCUCAACAGUGUGCUGAACCAGCUAAACUUUGAAGAAAUCCCUAAAGGAAAUAUUCCUCUCCGUUAUCCCUAUGAUAGACUAAAGCUAACAUAUAGUCUGGAUAUAUUAUUUGUUUUUCGAAAAACGAAGAACAUUUUGUGUUGGAUAGAAUUGAGGAAUAACGAACCCGGUGCUGGUUAGUUUUUUUGUUACUCAGAAGUGUACAUGUUUCCGUGUAUAUGACCACACCACUGUAUGUGUAUUUAGAAUGAUCUCAUCAUCCGUUCAACAAAGCAUGGGCCCAAACAAAUUCCAAACGAUAUUUCUAGUAUUGAGCGAUGUUUCCUAAAACCAUAUUUAUUUUCUUUCUAAAGUUUAGACUCACUAGUGUAAUAUACUUCCCAUCAAACGUUUAGACUGUUUUAAGUGAGUUUAAACUUUUUGACAGGAAGUAUACAAAUUGAAGUCUUGAGGUCAAGGGUAUACUUUAUCCCUGUUUUCACAUAAUAUACACAGGAGACACUAUAUUGAAAUGUCACCCCAAGCCAAAUUGUUCUCUUUUCAGAUUUUAUUGCUUGUUAGGAAGUAAAAUGAAUGUGCGCAGUUUUUAUUUCUGUCCGUUAGAUGACCCUGAAGAUGAGAAAUUCAUGUGAUAAUAUGGUUGGACAAGGAAAUUUAGUGAGAUUUCAGGUAUUAAAUUAUAUUAUUUCGUAGAGCAAUGCUAACAUUUGAAAUGCCUGACGUCGCGUUUCUAUUUUGUGCACCAAUUUUCACAUUUCCUAUACAUCAGACCAUUAUAUUGCACAUGUAUAUUUCA
Molecule: messenger RNA, 3240 nt
Organism: Haliotis rubra (blacklip abalone)
Lineage: Eukaryota; Metazoa; Mollusca; Gastropoda; Lepetellida; Haliotidae
Exons: 3
Coding region: 222-2201 (659 amino acids)
Biological process (GO): positive regulation of DNA-templated transcription
Cellular component (GO): chromatin; nucleoplasm
Molecular function (GO): ubiquitin-protein transferase activity; zinc ion binding; protein binding
Source: RefSeq, a predicted model, not a curated record